Rhinolophus ferrumequinum (greater horseshoe bat) is the source of this 4096-nucleotide messenger RNA. It is a transcript of the gene FRMPD2, whose product is annotated as FERM and PDZ domain containing 2. Gene Ontology annotation, molecular function: protein binding. The record is from RefSeq and is a predicted model, not a curated record. The transcript is spliced from 28 exons. Gene Ontology annotation, cellular component: cytoskeleton. Bases 108 to 3959 code for a protein of 1283 amino acids. Lineage: Eukaryota; Metazoa; Chordata; Mammalia; Chiroptera; Rhinolophidae.
CCGCACUGGUGACAGUGGCAGCUCAGCAGAGAGACAAGCAGGAGAUCCUGCUCACUGUUGGAACGUUGUCCUGAUGAAGGCCUAGAUCAAAUUGUGGAGACUUUGGGAUGCAGCCUCUGACACAGGACACAGGCAUGAGCCCAGCCUCUGUGACUCUCGCCAGUGCCCUGAAGGUCAGGGGUGAAGCUCUGUCAGAGGAGGAAAUCUGGUCCCUCUUGUCCCUGGCUGCUGAGCGACUCCUGGAAGAUGUCCGUGAGGGUUCCUCCGACUAUGUGGUCUGCCCCUGGUCAACCUUGCUUUCUGUGUCCGGAAGUCUUUCUUUCCAAGGCCAUAUUUGUCACAUAGAGGCUGCUCCUUUCAAGGCCCCUGAACUACUACAGCGACAGAGCUUCAAUGAGCAGCCUGAUCUAUCUCAGAUGCUCGUCUACUCUUUAGGAACAACCCUCUACUGGUCAGCAGGGUUUCACGUCCCACCAAAUCAGCUGCUGCAGCUCCCGGAGCGCUUGCACUCUGUUCUGCUGACCAUGUGCGAAGACCAGCCUCGCAGGCGGCUGCCCCUGCGGUCGGUUCUGGAAACUUGUCGGCUUCAUCGAGAAGAAGUGGGCGGAUACCCAGCCUCUGCCAAACUCCAUGUCAAACGGCUGGUCAGCUUGGUUCUGAGAACCAUCUCCGAGGUGGAGAGGAGAGUCGUGGAAGAAAGCUCCUCUGUGCAUCAGGACAGAAGCCACCUGCUCAGGAAUAGGCUGUGUCAGGCAAGCUGUGAGAACCCAGUGGAUCGGGCCCUGGAGUGUCUGCAUUCCUGCAGAGUUUCAGAGAGAAGCACGGAGACCCAGAGCUCCCUGGAGCCCAGUCUGAGCACGUCAGCACACAGUCACUGCAGCCUCUCUGUUAACAGCGCUCUUCCAGCUGAAGCUCCCCGGGACCUUCAGGAGGGCAGGCGGCCCAGCUCAGGAUCUGCUCUCUCUGUGACAGCACAAAACUCAUGGCCAGCAACUCCUUCUCAAAAGCGUUUCCUGCAAAGUAAGGGAAAGUUCUCCAGGCCGGAGUUCGUCCUGCUGGCGGGAGAGGCCCCUGUGACUGUGCAUCUGCCGGGAUCCAUUGUGACCAACAAAGGGAAAUCCUGUCUGACUCUCAGGGACCUCUGUGUGGUGCUGCUGAGUGGGCAGUGUCUGGAGGUGAAAUGUGACAUCACGUCCACAGUGGGGACCGUUUUCAACGUCGUCACGUCCUUCGCCAACCUUGGGGAGCUCACUUACUUUGGCUUGGCUUACCUGAAAGGCAAAGAGUUCUUUUUCCUGGACAACCAAACCAGACUGUGUAAAAUAGCCCCUGAAGGCUGGAAUAAGCAGUCACAGAAGACCUCCUUGAGAGCUUUCACACUCUUCCUCAGGAUCAAGUUCUUUGUCAGUCACUAUGGGCUACUCCAGCAGAGCUGGACAAGACAUCAAUUUUACCUGCAGCUUCGGAAAGACAUUCUGGAGGAAAACAUGUACUGCAAUGACGAGACACUGCUGCAGCUGGGGGUCCUUGCCUUGCAGGCUGAAUUUGGCAGUUACCCUGAAGAGCAGGGCGAGAGCAAAGCCUAUUUUCGAGUUGAAGAUUACAUCCCAGCAAGUCUGAUUGAGAGGAUGACCGCUCUCAGGGUCCAAGUCCAAGUGUCGGAGAUGCACCGCCUGGGUCCUGAGCUCCUGGGAGAGGAUGCAGAGCUGGAGUACUUGAGGGUCACUCAGCAGCUCCCAGAAUAUGGAGUGCUAGUUCAUCGAGUUCUCCCAGAGAAGAGAAGGCCAGAGGAGGAAAUGGCCUUGGGGAUCUGUGCCAAGGGUGUCAUCAUAUACGAAGUGAAAAACAACAGCAGAAUUGCAACUUUACGAUUUCAGUGGAGAGAAAUUAGGAAGAUUUCAACUUAUCGAAAGAAGUUCACCAUCACAAGCAGCGUCACUGGGAAAAAGCACACAUUUGUCACUGAUUCAGCCAAGACCUGUACAUAUUUACUGGGCCUCUGCUCUGCCCAGCAUGGCUUUCAUGCCCAGAUGAAUGCUCCCCGCGUUGCAACCGACUAUAAUGAGUGUGUGCAAAUGGCUAGUUUGAGUCUUGCACACCUGACCCAGUCCAGGCCUCUCACAUGGAUUCAGAGAUUGUCGUGCUCCAAAAACGCACUGUUGGCACCCAGGCAGGAGGAUGCUGCAGGAGGCCUGCUGUGCACGUCACUGGACAAGUUCACCAGGGACACCAGCAGGGAAACUGGCGCAGUAGGAAUCGGAGGCAGCCCCAGCACUGACCGGCAGCAGCUGGGGAGCACCUGUUUGAUCCAGAAGCCAAGGACUUGUGACCCUGCCUCUGGGCUGCCUGUUCAGAGAGUGUGCACAGGGUCACAAAAUAAAAGAAAGAGCUUCACAGCUGAACUGGAUCGAGAAAUUGUGCAUGUGACAUUGAACCGGGAUCCACGUUGUGGUUUUGGUUUUGUCAUUAACGAGGGAGAAGAUGUAGGCAAAGGUGACCCUGGCAUCUUUAUAUCCUCUGUUAUACCUGGGGGACCCGCUGAAAAGGCUAAAAAGAUCAAACCAGGAGCGCGGAUACUAGCUUUGAAUCACAUCAGUCUGGAGGGCUUCACAUUCGACAUGGCUGUUCGAAUGGUUCAGAAUUCUCCUGACAACAUAGAAUUAAUCAUUUCUCAGUCAAAAGGUGUUUGUGGAAAUAUCCCAAGUGAUGGGAAGAACAGCACAGCCAAGUCUGGGGUCUGCUCUACGGACAACCUGAGCAGUGGGCACCAGGGAAGUUUUCCAUCACACACACAAGACCAGGAGAGGAAUAUUGAAGAACUAGAAAUGGCUGGGACUCAGAGCUUCCUGCCCAGGUGGCGGCCUCAGCUGGCCACUCUCCCAUUAAAGGGUGCUGGCUCUUCUUGUCCUCCAUCACCUUCAGAAACCAAUGCCAGUGGAAUCUACUUUGUGGAACUGGUUAAAGAAGAUGGGACACUUGGAUUCAGCGUGACUGGUGGCAUUAACACGAGUGUGCUCUAUGGAGGGAUCUAUGUGAAGUCCAUUGUUCCUGGAGGACCAGCUGCCAAGGAAGGGCAGAUCCUGCAGGGUGACCGGCUCCUGCAGGUGGAUGGAGUGAGCCUGUGUGGCCUCACCCACAAGCAGGCCGUGCAGCGCCUCAAGGGCUGUGGGCAGGUUGCAAGACUGGUCUUAGAGAGAAGAGGCCCCAGGACUGCACAGCAGUGUUCUUCUGUUAAUCACAGGAUGCGAGAUGAAUACUCGGCUGUUUCCUUGGCAACAGCCUUGCCUGGCAGGCCUGCAAGCUGUGUCUCAGCGACAGAUGGACCUAAGUUUGAAGUCACACUGAAAAAGAACGCCAGUGGUUUGGGAUUCAGUUUUGUCCAGAUGGAGAGAGAGAGCUGCAACCACCUCAAGAAUGAUCUUGUGAGGAUUAAGCGGCUCUUCCCAGCGCAGCCGGCUGAGGAGAGUGGAGCCCUAGAGGCUGGUGACAUUAUCCUGGCUGUGAAUGGAAGGCCCACAGAAGGCCUCCUCUUCCAGGAGGUACUCAAUUUACUGCGAGGGGCCUCACGGGAAGUCACGCUCCUGCUGUGCCGACCCCCUCCAGGUGUGCUGCCUGAGAUGGACCACGGAUGGCAGACACCCGUGCUCUCAGCAGACAAAGAAUUUACCAAGGCAACAUGCACUGACUCAGAACAGAGCCCCAGCCUGGGUCAAGGGGACAGCCAGAGAUACAGUGCCUCCCCAGACACAGGGGACAUCCAACAGGCCACCAGAGAGAGACAAUGGGACCAAGACAUAGAACGACCCUGGGCCACUUCGCUCAUGUGUCCUGGGGAUUCCCACCCUCAUUUAUGCAGACUGCACCAGGAAGUGGAUGCUGCAGCAUCGGCUACCUCUUUGGAAAAGGAUUUGAUACAAAACUGCUAUUCGGUUUGUGAUAUCCGGAGACUUGAAAGGUAAGACUCACCACAUUUGCAGACAUUUUUUGUAAAUUUCAUUGCUAGGAAUUGCAAUCGAGCAAUCAAUAACUGUGCUCAGAUGCUUACUGGGCCCAGUAGUGUUUUAGGUAUUUGGAGGGGAGGUGGACAUAAAGGAAG